Molecule: messenger RNA, 2906 nt
Organism: Aureobasidium subglaciale EXF-2481
Lineage: Eukaryota; Fungi; Ascomycota; Dothideomycetes; Dothideales; Saccotheciaceae
Exons: 5
Coding region: 189-2819 (876 amino acids)
Biological process (GO): regulation of DNA-templated transcription; DNA-templated transcription
Molecular function (GO): DNA-binding transcription factor activity, RNA polymerase II-specific; DNA binding; zinc ion binding
Source: RefSeq, a predicted model, not a curated record
CGUCAGUUUCGCAGAGACGACGAGCGGCUAAUUAAUAUAGUAAUCAUGCACUCUCGAGACGUCUUCUACCCCGGCCCCUGCCACGGGUUCCUCAUCCCGCCACUGCAAUGUGAGGAUUGUUACUGCGGCACACGUCUCACAACCGUGGCUUUGGGUAACGUCAAGCUGCAUCGACCUGCUGCUUGAACAUGUUCGAGAACGACAAUAUCAACAAAGAAGAAUUGGUAGAGGCACACGAGGCUUUGAGCUCUACUGGUAGCCGAAAGAAGCGAAGACGAGAGGAUGCGAAUUUCCAAUGCCCUCAAUGCCACCGAGUCUUCGGCCGGAUCGAGCACUUGAGGCGUCAUGCUAAUAGCCAUGGUGAGGUUCGCUCUUUUAAAUGUGCAGCCUGCAAUAAAGGAUUUAAUCGACUGGAUACACUUCAACGACAUGAGUUGAUACACCAAAAAGAUCCUGGUGUGUCGAAGCUCAAAGGAGCGCGAGCCUGCAAAGAGUGCGCAAGUAGUAAGGUCAGGUGUAAUGGUACCUUGCCUUGUGAAAGAUGCACUUCAAAGAGCACCGAUUGCGUAUAUCCAAGUGCUUCUAGCCCUUCACAAGUCCAGGACUCUCCCUCCGCGCAUUCCGACUUUGGAUCAACCCCUGGAGCGUCGGACAACGCUUCUUCUUCAGUCCUCGAGUCUGCUGCAUUUCCUCGGCAGCUGGAACAAUCUCUACCGCACGUUGUCCAAGGUGGUCAUUUCACAGAGCAGAAUGUCGGCACACUUGCAGAUACUUGGGGCUUCAGCACGCAUUCAGAGAUGGCACCCCAAGCUACCCAUCAUGUUGAAGGAUCGCUCCCAACAUACAUCCACUCAAUAUCGUUGCAAGAAGCUCGCGCGCAACAACCUGCCAUGUCGCCAUUCGAAGGAUCAUAUUCUGGAACAGAAGCCUCUUUCGAUAUACCGUAUACCUCCCCAUUUCCAAGGGAUCGCCACGCGAGUCUGGAUCAAUUGACACGAAGACCUCGGCUUACGCCCAAUUUGAGAUCCAAAACUGCUAUCAUGGGCUCAAACAGUCCCAGUUCUAACCUUGUGCUUGUCAGCCACCAGGAAGAGUUCAUUGACCGAUCUGAGCUCCGUGGGUCUUUCCAUCGGUCAUUCACACCGACGACUAGCUAUCUAAGUCGCAGAAGACGAUUCAAUUUCCCACUUUCCGGUGAUGUGUUGCCGGCUUUUCAAGACGAUGAUUAUGCCAGCUUUAACAUGCUUUCGGAGCAAACAUAUACCGCCAUCUACAAGUCGUUCACAACUGUCUGUACAGGCUUGACCGCAUAUCAACCGCCAUAUGGUUCAAGUUGCUUUCCGUCACGCAAAACGUUGAACGCUUUUGUAAAGCUUUAUCUAGAACGAUUCCACCCGGUGAUGCCUAUACUGCAUCACCCGACACUGAAUCUCGACACAUCUCAUUGGAUACUCAGCUUGGCCAUUGUAACGAUUGGAAGCCAUAUGUCGACAUUUGAACAGACCGAAGAAUACUGCCUAUGCUUUGACGAGCUUCUGCGCAGAUCAAUCUCAGCUUUGGAUCCUCAUGAGACAAUUGAUCGCAUCACGCUGUGCCAGGCGAAGCUGCUAGCGUGUAUCAAUCAGAUCUAUAGUGGAGAGGAGAGCUGGCAAGAAUCUGCUUAUAGCGAGUUUCUGACGGACUUGGUUGCGUUCUGUCAGCUUGAGUGGAAGAUGUCAGAGGCAGGUUUUACGACCUACGCCCCCGAGGGCCAAGAAGCCGAAUUCUGGAAACGAUGGGUCCAGCUUGAGUCUUGUCGGCGGACUGGUUAUGCGAUUUGGAUGCUCGAUACAAUGUGGGCUUAUCAGUUUCAAGUACAGCCGAGACUCACUUUAGAAGAUGGAAGGAUGCCCGUGCCAUGCCAAGAGGUGCUCUGGGAAGCGAAAACAGCAUUGAACUGGCAUCACAUCUUUCAGUUUUCACCUUCGAAUAUCACUCUCUUGUCUUCCUUGCACUCGCUGCAGCACGAAAAGUCUUUACAGAGUACAAUGGGCGAAUUUAGCCGCAUAGUGUUGCUUCACGGCCUGUAUCGCCAGUGUUGGGAUAUGGAGAAGGCCGAAAUACACUCCCGGCUACGACUCCACCAGAUUUCUGCAUACAAUCUUUGGAGGGACUCAAUCUGCGAGUCGUUGGACAUCCUACAGUGGAGUGCUAACAACGUGAUCCACGCAGCAUCUGGUAUUGAGCAUCCUACUGUACUACACCUACACCUGGCAAGGAUCGUGCUGUUCGCGCCCAUUCAAACAAUUUGCGAUCUGGCUUAUGGAAUGACCAAGGAAGACACCAGCGUCAACGUGGCGCAAAUGGCAAGUUUGCGCACUGCGAUACGCAGAUGGGUCGUCGAGGAUGAGAGCAAAGCUCGACUUGCAGUCUUGCAUGCUGGAGCACUGCUGCGACACUUGCAUGCUUUCCACACAAACGGCUUCUACGAGCCGUCAGCAGUCUUACUCGCGACGUUGACACUAUGGACAUAUGGAGCAUUCACAACGAACGUGAUAAGUACAAGGUCAUCGACACAACGCCGAUUCUCAGACACACAAGUGCACCCGAUCAGUAUCGCACUGGACCAACCGCUCGAGGCUGAUCUAGCACGGUCUUUCGUAAAAGAUGGCAGGGACAUGAUGCCUACUCUCCGAGCAGUAGGGAGUAUCCGUGGUGCUGGCGGUCCAGAGCGAGUACUCUUGGAAGGAUCAAGACUGGUGUCAGAGAUAGGCAGAUGGGGUAGCGGUCGAAAAGUGAUGCGCAUCUUAAACAAUCUAUCACUGUGCCGGAGCAUAUAGGCUACGGUAGCUUGUGGGAAGCCAUGUCUUUGCUACAUUACAAAAGCAGCUUUCGAAACUCGAAUUCAUUCACAAUCUGUCCCCGGU